CCUUCGAUAAAUCGGUUCCAUUUCGUUUUUUUCCUUUGAAGCCUCCUUGUUUACCUUGUGGUUUCCGCAUCCAUGCUUGCAGCUAUCCAAGAGAAUGUGCCGGAGAUGGUGAUGCAGCGGUCGCGGAUGGCCUUCUGCCACAAUCUCCACCUGGGCCGACAGCACGAUCGCUUCAAUUUCGGCUCCACUUUGGUGCUGGCCAGGAACCUCAAGUUCUACGAAUUCCGGCGCAAGGAGCUGGUGCACCACAUCGAUUUGCGGGACACGAAGCUCCAGGAGGUGGCCAGCCAACUGGAGGGCUACGACGGACCGAUGUGUCCCUUCCUGCCCAACACGGAGUCCAGGGAUAGACUGGAAUCCAGCAUGCUGCAGGAUCCGGAGGAGCUGCCCAUUAAAUUGGGGAAGUAUGCGUUUCAGCGGGAGGACAUCUACCUGCUGAUUCACUGCUGGAAACACCUCAUCGUGCUGCGGCGACCCAAGGAGCACGGCGCCAACUUCGAGCUGGUGGCGCAGCACAGGGAUGUGCUGUCCUUCCAGAUGGCUCCAGGUCCCAUUCCCUACCAGGCCGUCGUGGAGCUGCAUUUCCGCAAUGGCAAACGAGAGCGCUGCGAUUUCCAGAAGCCCUGCGAGGAGGAGGAGGAGGAGGAGCAACCCAGCACGUCCAAGGAAGCUUACGCACCCGCGGCAGAUUUAGAGGCCCGGCUGCAGGAGGUGCACUCCCUCCGAGCGGAGCUCGCCAGCCAGCGAGCGCAAACGCAGAAGGAAUUCGCCUUGGCCGAGGACCUCUUCCUCUUCGGCCCGCCCGGCGAGCGCUCUCUGCUCCUCGAGGAGAAGCAGCCGCUAAGGAGGCUCGGGGAUGUAUGGACUCGGAUCAGCGGCGACUAUCUCGUCUGCGGCACCGUGCUGGUCAACAUAGCCGGCGGGCAUCGACUGACCAUUGCCAAGGAGGUGUAUCCGCUGGUCUUUUUGGAGCCCCACAUCGACUUCUGCAUGGAGCACCGCCUGUACGAGCUGCCCCUGUUGCCCAAUGGCCAACCGCCCGAGGAGUACGACCAGAUGGCGCAAUUCUGGGCUUGCCAGGAUCAGCACACCAUGCGUCUCAAAUGGCGACCGGUACGCAAGCCGAGGCAAGUGCCGCCCGAAUCCUCCGUCGCGAUGGUAGUGCGUCUGCGUCUGGUAGAUCUCCUACAUGCCGAGAAACUCGAGCUGAUGGUGCAGUAUGAGGUUGGGGCCACAGCGGAGAAGAAUGCGUGCCCUAGGCAGUUGCACCUGAUUAGCUUUGACGUCAAGAAGCUGCUGGAUGCCACAGAGUCACUGGCUCCCACCUUUUCACCCAAAACGCUGCACCAGGACUUUCUGGCCGUGAUUAUGACGCACCAAGCACACUGCUCACUGAAACUAGUAUUCCAGGCGGCCGAGGAUUGCACAACGUUCGAGCAACAGUUGGUCUCCAAGCUGCAGUUCGAGUUAAUAGAAGCCCAGGAGCCGGAAAAAGAACAGAAAUCCGACCUGCUCGACGAUUCGUGCCCUGACUCACCCUUUCAGUCCUCCACCGCUGACGCUGCCGCCGCCAAUCCUGUCCAGCGCAUCUUCUACAACCGCCAGCCACUGUCGCAGUGGUGUGGCACUCUGCUCCUCCGCGACGAUCCCGGUGAGCAGUGGCAUGUUUACGCCCAAACGGACGACCGACUGCGCCUGUUAAUGCAUCGAUUGAUGCGAGAUCUUCUCCUGCUGCACUGCAAUCUUACUUACCUGCGGGUCAACGAGCCCAACCUGUCGGUCGCCGAUGCUAACCUCGAGUUGGAGAAGAGUCUGCAGGAGGAGUUGGAGGCCUGGAAGGUGGUGCUAAAGCCGGCAGCCAGUGUGGAGGAGCGUCGCAAGCAGCUGACGCAUCUCUACAAAGUACAAAUGGCUAGCGAUGUGCUGGCAUCUCUGAUAUUAAGCAAAACGGAGCCGAAUAAGGAAUAAAUACCUUAUUUCAAGGUUGGUUUUUGUUUAAUUUCUACAUAAACCACAGCUUAUUGAUGAUUUUUUUUGAGAAAUUUGAAAUAUUUUAUUGAUAUGUAUAUGAAUUGUAUAACAUUCCCUGUUAUGAAGUGUUUUAAGCAUGGAUUUUUUAUAUGAACAAUUUAUUU
Molecule: messenger RNA, 2135 nt
Organism: Drosophila subpulchrella
Lineage: Eukaryota; Metazoa; Arthropoda; Insecta; Diptera; Drosophilidae
Exons: 2
Coding region: 73-1968 (631 amino acids)
Source: RefSeq, a predicted model, not a curated record